Aedes albopictus (Asian tiger mosquito) is the source of this 480-nucleotide messenger RNA. Its product is annotated as cullin-1-like. The transcript is spliced from 2 exons. Gene Ontology annotation, biological process: SCF-dependent proteasomal ubiquitin-dependent protein catabolic process; protein ubiquitination. Gene Ontology annotation, cellular component: SCF ubiquitin ligase complex. Gene Ontology annotation, molecular function: protein-macromolecule adaptor activity; ubiquitin protein ligase binding. Lineage: Eukaryota; Metazoa; Arthropoda; Insecta; Diptera; Culicidae. The coding region runs from base 1 to 480 and encodes 159 amino acids. The record is from RefSeq and is a predicted model, not a curated record.
AUGUCUAGAUUAAACUCUCAUGGGGCGACGGGGCUACGGAACAUCAACCUGGAAGAGAUAUGGGCCGACCUGGAGGGUGGCAUAAAACAGGUGUACAAACAGGAGCAAAGCCUGAGCCCCGCCCGUUAUAUGCAGCUUUACACCCAUGUCCACAACUACUGUACUAGCGUUCAUCAACAGCCGACUAGCCGGCAGACUGCAUCGAAGAUUUCCAAGAAGGGAACGGCGAUUCCUUCCGGCGGAGCUCAGCUCGUCGGUCAGGAGUUGUACAAGAGAUUGAAGGAGUUUCUCGAAUGCUAUCUGAUCAAGCUGCAGGAAAAUGGCAUCGAUCUGAUGGACGAGGAAGUUCUGAGCUUCUACACGAAGCGAUGGGAAGAGUACCAGUUGUCGAGAAAAGUGUUGAACGGCCUGGUUCGCUACCAGUAUUUGUUGCCCACCUACUUCCAGAGAGAAGAACUGAUGAUUCCGUGGCCGGGCUAA